Molecule: messenger RNA, 1963 nt
Organism: Nerophis lumbriciformis (worm pipefish)
Lineage: Eukaryota; Metazoa; Chordata; Actinopteri; Syngnathiformes; Syngnathidae
Source: RefSeq, a predicted model, not a curated record
GACUGAUGGUGGUGCUGCGUCCCUUGGUGGUGGGAUGGAGGAGAGACAGCAGUGAGGAGGAGGAGGAGGAAGAGGUGGAGUCUGGCCCAGCUCCCCUCUGUGACACCCUGGGCCAAACCUCUCACUCACUGUCCGCCUGUUCACCGACUAGCACACACACACACACACACACACACACACACACACACACACCCAUAGGGCCGGGACACGGAAUGGAUACGGAAGGGAGCCAGAGCAGCUUGUCCACUACGGACUCCCCUCACGACCCCUGCAAAAUGUUCAUAGGUGGACUCAGCUGGCAAACCACGCAAGAGGGUCUGAAAGAUUACUUCUGCAAGUACGGCGAGGUGAAGGAGUGUAUGGUGAUGCGAGAUCCGGUUACUAAGCGCUCGAGAGGCUUCGGAUUUGUCACCUUCGUGGACCAGGCAGGCGUGGAUAAAGUUUUGGCCCAAACCCGGCAUGAGUUGGACUCCAAAACAAUUGAUCCCAAGGUGGCGUUCCCUCGCAGGGCUCAACCCAAGUUGGUGACUCGCACCAAGAAGAUCUUCGUGGGAGGUCUGUCAGUCAACACCACCAUCGAAGAUGUCAAGCAAUACUUCGACCAGUUUGGAAAGGUAGACGACGCCAUGCUCAUGUUCGACAAGACCACCAACAGACAUCGAGGGUUCGGCUUUGUGACCUUCGAGAACGAGGAUGUGGUGGAGAAGGUCUGCGAGAUCCAUUUCCACGAGAUCAACAACAAAAUGGUGGAAUGCAAGAAAGCCCAACCCAAGGAGGUGAUGUCCCCCACCGGCUCAGCCAGGGGGCGCUCUCGGGUGAUGCCCUAUGGAAUGGAUGCGUUCAUGCUGGGGAUCGGUAUGCUGGGUUAUCCCAGCUUCCAGACUGCCACCUACACCAGUCGGAGCUACGCGGGCAUCACCCCCGGAUAUACCUACCAGUUUCCUGAGUUCCACUUAGAGAGGACCCCCCUUCUGACUUCACCUCACCCCCCUGAGCUCACAGCCAUUCCCCUCACAGCGUACGGCCCAAUGGCGGCAGCAGCAGCCGCAGCAGCCGUGGUCAGAGGCUCCACACCAGGUCGCACAGCUGGCUUCUUGGGAACCAGCAGCCCAGGUCCCAUGGCAGACCUUUAUGGAACAGCUGCCCAGGAGUCAGCGGUCAGCAGUUACCUGAGUGCUGCAAGUCCUGCACCCAGCGCUGGAUUCAGUCACGGUCUCGGGGGCCCGCUGAUCGCCACCGCCUUCACUAACGGCUACCACUGAGAACUGCAGAUGUGUUGAAGUGUGAUGCAGAUGUGUUGAAGUGUGAUGCGGAGCUGCAGGGAGUUGAAGCUGUUUUGCAGCUGAUCUAGUCUGUCUCUGUCCACCUGCUACUCAACUUGUUACACACACACACACACACACACACACACACACACACACACACACACACACACACACACACACACACACACACACACACACAUGCACACACACACACACACACACACACACUGACAUCAACUUCACCUCAGUAAAAUCUCACUUUAAAAAAAAAGGCAUAUUUUUUUGUGUAAAAGCCAUCAAAAAGAAGAAAACACACACACACACACACACACACACACACACACACACACAUGCACACACACACACACACACACACACUGACAUCAACCUCACCUCAGUAAAAUCUCCCUUUAAAAAUGGCAUAUUUUUUUGUGUAAAAGCCAUCAAAAAGAAGAAAACACACACACACACACACACACACACACACACACACACACACACACACACACACACACACACACACACACACACACACACAGACAUCAACCUCACCUUGGUAAAAUCUCCCUUUAAAAAAAAUGGCAUAUUUUUUUUUGUAAAAGCCAUCAAAAAGAAAAACACACACACACACACACACACACACACACACACACACACACACACACACACACACACAUACACACACACACACACACACA